AUGGCUUUUGGAAUUCGACGAGCUUACCCCACCCCUAUUGUCAAGCCCCUCUGGCCCUACGCCGUUGGUGGUGUCAUUACCUUCUUCCUCUUCGCCAAGGCUGCCAACGCCUCCAUGAACACUGAGGAGUUCAUCAACGACCCCCGAAACCCCCGAUUUAAGGCCGGUGGUGUCAAGGAGGAGCACUAA
Yarrowia lipolytica CLIB122 is the source of this 189-nucleotide messenger RNA. The record is from RefSeq and is a predicted model, not a curated record. Lineage: Eukaryota; Fungi; Ascomycota; Dipodascomycetes; Dipodascales.